GGCGGCGAUUGGCCCACGCCUGGCUGCUCGCCGGCUCUGGGGCUCCCGGAAGGUGGCAGCUGAGGAAGGGGCGCGCUACCUGUCUCCGCGGCCGGGCAAGAGAGAGACCCCGGCGUGAGGCGGCCUCCCUGGGCCGGAAGGGCUGGUCAGCCGACGCAGCGGCACCGGAGGCUGAGAGGGUAGGACCAGGGGACGCCAUGGCCCCGCAGAACCUGAGCACCUUCUGCCUGUUGCUGCUGUACCUCAUCGGGACUGUGAUCGCCGGGCGAGAUUUCUAUAAGAUCUUGGGGGUGCCUCGAAGUGCCUCCAUAAAGGACAUUAAAAAGGCCUACAGGAAACUGGCCCUGCAGCUCCACCCUGACCGGAACCCUGAUGACCCCCAAGCCCAGGAGAAAUUCCAGGAUCUAGGUGCUGCUUAUGAGGUUCUGUCAGAUAGUGAAAAACGAAAACAGUACGAUACUUACGGUGAAGAAGGCUUGAAAGAUGGCCAUCAGAGCUCUCAUGGGGACAUUUUUUCACACUUCUUUGGAGACUUUGGCUUCAUGUUUGGAGGAACCCCUCGUCAGCAGGACAGGAAUAUUCCAAGAGGAAGUGAUAUCAUCGUAGAUCUAGAAGUCACUCUGGAAGAAGUGUACGCAGGAAAUUUUGUGGAAGUAGUUAGAAACAAGCCUGUGGCCAGGCAGGCUCCUGGCAAACGGAAAUGCAACUGUCGGCAAGAGAUGAGAACCACACAGCUGGGACCGGGACGCUUCCAAAUGACCCAGGAAGUGGUUUGUGACGAGUGCCCUAAUGUCAAAUUAGUGAAUGAAGAACGAACACUAGAAGUGGAAAUAGAGCCUGGGGUGCGAGAUGGCAUGGAGUACCCCUUUAUUGGAGAAGGUGAGCCGCAUGUGGAUGGGGAACCCGGAGACUUACGGUUCCGAAUCAAAGUUGUCAAGCACCGGAUAUUUGAGAGGAGAGGGGAUGACCUGUACACAAAUGUGACCGUCUCACUGGUUGAGGCUCUGGUUGGCUUUGAGAUGGACAUAACUCACCUGGAUGGUCACAAGGUCCAUAUUUCCCGGGACAAGAUCACCAGGCCAGGAGCCAAGCUGUGGAAGAAAGGGGAAGGGCUGCCCAACUUUGAUAACAAUAACAUCAAGGGCUCUUUGAUAAUCACUUUUGAUGUGGACUUUCCAAAAGAACAGCUGACAGAGGAAGCAAAAGAAGGUAUCAAGCAGCUUCUCAAACAAGGCCCCGUGCAGAAGGUGUACAACGGGCUGCAGGGCUAUUAGGAGCGAAGAGAACUGGACUUUGAAAGAGGCCACAUAAUAGCUGGACUUGCUGGAGAUGCCUGGUUCUACUUGAUGUCACUGUGACAGCUCAGAGGCUGGGGAUUGGAGUCAUUUAAAGGCCUUGUCUCAUAUGUCUGACAGCUGAUUCUAGGAGGACAGAGCUCCUGUGAAUCACAGCCUUAAGACACGUGCCCCCAAAGGAAAAGAGACCAGGGUGGGGGUCUCUUCAUGAUCUGGCCUCACAACCUCUCAGCACCUCUGCAACAUUUCUGCCCAUAAAGCAGCCGUACGGCUCAUCCAUAGGAGAGAAGCUUUCUUUGAUCUUUUGAUAAAAAUAACAACAAAAGCCUUCAAAUCUUGAAAGAAUGUGUGAAGUGGAAACGAGAGUUCUUUGGAAAGUCCUUUGGAUGGUGAUUCACUCAGGCCAACACUUGAGGGGACGUUUCCUUAAAGUGGACACAGGUGUGAAAGGCUAAGACGGACUCAGAACAUUUCACUGAAGCCGACACAGGAGAGAGGAUGUUCUACUGAAACAGGCACGUGAAAGAACAUGUGAUGAAAGGUUAUUUGCUAAUGACACAAAGGUAUUGGUCUGCCUUACACUGCAUUUGAGCUGCAUUUGUCCGGACACCAUAGAGAGAAAUGUACUUAAAAAAACUUCUGGUGGUAUGCUGCAGUUUCUUGUCACUUCUCCGGAUUCCCACUGAUUGGAUUCCCAUAUUGAGGCAAGACCCAUGGAGGACAGGUGGAAGGGUAUAAAUAGGACUCCAUGGUGUGAUGGAGACAGAGCUUGGCUUGCUGGUACAGCUAGCUGAGCAACGCUUGUGAGUCUCGAGUCUUCGCUGACCUUCAUUUUCCUGAGAGAGACACAGCUGAGAACUUCUCCUGGGGCCCCUCUGGGGCCCUCCCACUGGCUCAGGCUGAGGCAGGGGCCUGGCUGUCUGUGCUAGGUCAUGUCACUGUUGUUGGUGGCACUACUCUGCCGAACUGGACUGCUGGUGUAUCUAUGAAGUGCUUGUGAGUGGACUGAGCUGCCGCUGCCAACCUGUGAACUGAACUGCUGAUUUCCAGACAAUGCAGACAGGAGUUGCUCCAGGGAACCUUUCUGAAACAGGUCCACUUCCCCCAUAUCCUUUCUUUUCCACUACCUCUGGCAGGUGGUGGGCUACAAGGGAGGUUAAAGGUUAAAGCGUUUGUAAGAACCAUCUUUAAAAAUAAGGUUUGAAAAAAUUAAAGUUACCAGUAUGUAAAGUUGCAAGC
Messenger RNA from Mus musculus (house mouse), 2534 nucleotides. RefSeq names its product DnaJ heat shock protein family (Hsp40) member B11 (gene Dnajb11). The transcript has 11 exons. Lineage: Eukaryota; Metazoa; Chordata; Mammalia; Rodentia; Muridae. The coding region runs from base 198 to 1274 and encodes 358 amino acids. Gene Ontology annotation, molecular function: misfolded protein binding. Gene Ontology annotation, biological process: protein maturation; protein folding. The record is from RefSeq and is marked validated. Gene Ontology annotation, cellular component: endoplasmic reticulum lumen; protein folding chaperone complex; endoplasmic reticulum.